Messenger RNA from Botrytis byssoidea, 1422 nucleotides. RefSeq lists its product as uncharacterized. Gene Ontology annotation, biological process: alkaloid metabolic process. Gene Ontology annotation, molecular function: transferase activity, transferring alkyl or aryl (other than methyl) groups. The transcript is spliced from 3 exons. Bases 1 to 1422 code for a protein of 473 amino acids. The record is from RefSeq and is a predicted model, not a curated record. NCBI's taxonomy places the organism in Eukaryota, Fungi, Ascomycota, Leotiomycetes, Helotiales, Sclerotiniaceae.
AUGGCAUCCUCCUCAAAAUUACAAAAUGACAUGCCUGAUGGAACGUUCAUAGAAGAGAAUAUGAAUGGUCUAGCUAUUGAUGAAUUGACCAUGUCCGACUCUGAAUUGGCUUCAGCUGUUUGGAAGAGUGCGUCCAAGUGGCUUCCUCGUCGAAAUGAUGAUUGCGACUUUUGGUGGCAGUCAACUGGUCCUCAACUUGGUGCCCUACUUUUUUAUGCUGGAUACAGUGUCACUCAACAGUAUGAGGGCUUGCUCUUCCACUAUCAUGUUCUCGUACCACGCCUCGGUCCUCGCCCAGCACUUUCUUCUCUCUCUGGAGAAUCACCAUACAAAUGGAAGUCCUUUAUGCAAGACGACUUUAAGCCAAUUGAAUACAGUUGGAAAUGGGACACUGGAAAAUUGUUGUCGAAUGGAAAAAUGUCGAAGCCUGAUCUCAGAAUGGUCAUUGAGGCUAUUGGUCCGCUCACUGGAACAGCACAGGAUCCUCUCAACCAGAUCGCCACGGGAGAACUUCUUCGCGAACUAGACUCUGUAAACCCAAAAGUAGACUUGGCUUGGUUUCACCAAGUUUCUCGUGCUAUAUUUGGAGAAGUGGAUGUUACUGAAGCCAAGAACCAUAUCCAAGCAGCAGAUUUGGCUGAUGUGGGCAGCUCAUCAAUGUUUCUCGCUUUUCAAUUCCUCAAAGGCGACCCCAAGAGCGAUUCUCCCAUCAAGGCUUAUCUCAUGCCACCAGGAUGGGCAAAGCCGCGAGGAACUGACAAUAGAGCCUACGAAAAAACCAUAGGAGCUAUUCGAAGCCUUGGACAGAAAGAUAAGCAUGAAUGGACCACGCUAGACCAAUUGUUGUCGUUUUUCAGUGACAACGAGAAUGGUAGACAAUUAUCUACUCCUUUCAUAGUCUCAACUGAUUGCAUGAUAUCUUCAGAAUGCCGACUAAAGAUAUAUGUUCGCACGCCCAGGGCUAGCUUCGAUUCUGUUGUAGAUAUUCUCAGCAUGGGAGAAAAACGAGUAGGAUUCGAGAAGAAUUUCCAGGAACUCAAGGACCUCUGGCGCUUAACCUUUGAACUUCCAGAAGGCUUCUCAACCUCGGAGGAUCUACCUCUAAGUGAGCAUGGUACCAGUGGCAUGUGCUAUCAUUUCGAAAUCCACCAAGCAAAUGCGCUUCCAGACGUCAAGCUGUACAUACCAACCAAGCACUAUGGACAGUCAGACAUGAAAGUUGCUAAAGGACUCACCAAGUUCCUUGAACUUUAUGGUAGAGGAACUUAUGCAGCUGACUACAUGAAAGCACUUAAGCAAUUGGCACCUCUUCAUCAGCUUGAGUCCUCAUCUGGUGUUCAGUCAUACAUAUCUUGUGCAUUGGAGAAAGAAAGCUUAAGCCUCACGACCUACUUUAAUCCUUGCAUCCCCUUAGGAAAUUAA